AUGGGCUUCCUCGAUUUCGCUAAUGCUGCAGGACUGUCCAGUAUGCGAUCUCCUACUUUGUGUAGCAUCAUGUUGCCUCUGGACACAUGGACUCGUACCAGAAGCUAUAUAGCAGGGUACGGUCCGUCUCAGGCUGACGUCGCCUGCUUCAAGGCCAUCAAAGCAACACCCGAAGCCGCCAAGUUUCCCCAUGCCUACCGUUGGUACAGGCACAUCGCAUCCUAUGAAUCAGAAUUUCCCUCGCUUCCAGGAGACCCAUCUAAAGCAUAUACCACGUAUGGGCCCGAGCAGAGCGAAUUGACAGUCAUUCCUAAAGGUGCACCUGAUGCAGAGGAGGAAGAGGAGGAUCUUUUCGGCAGCGAUGAGUCGGAGGAUGAGGAAGCCAAACGCAUCAAAGAAGCUAAUCUAGCGGCCUACAAGAAGAAGAAAGAAGGAAAGACAAAGCCAGCCGCCAAAAGCUUAGUAACACUAGAUGUGAAGCCAUGGGAUGAUGAAACCAACAUGAAAGAGCUUGAAUCCCACACGAGGGCAAUUGAAAUGGAUGGGUUGGUAUGGGGGGCUUCCAAGCUUGUUCCGGUGGGUUAUGGUAUCAGCAAGCUGCAGAUCAACUUGGUGGUGGAGGAUGACAAGGUAUCGCUUGAAGAUCUACAACAGCAGAUAGAAGGCAUUGAGGAUCAUGUUCAAUCGACCGAUGUUGCUGCUAUGCAGAAGUUGUAG
This is a messenger RNA of Bacidia gigantensis, 717 nucleotides long. RefSeq lists its product as uncharacterized. NCBI's taxonomy places the organism in Eukaryota, Fungi, Ascomycota, Lecanoromycetes, Lecanorales, Ramalinaceae. The coding region runs from base 1 to 717 and encodes 238 amino acids. The record is from RefSeq and is a predicted model, not a curated record. The transcript is spliced from 4 exons. Gene Ontology annotation, molecular function: guanyl-nucleotide exchange factor activity; translation elongation factor activity. Gene Ontology annotation, cellular component: eukaryotic translation elongation factor 1 complex; cytosol. Gene Ontology annotation, biological process: translational elongation.